AUGGAUGUCUCUACGGGAAAUGGAGGAAACAAUACUUUUUUGAUGGAUGAAACACCAGAAGAGAAGAAGUCAGUGCGACAUUCUGCCUCCACUAUCAUUCAUGACAAGCUGUCAGAAGGGUCGGUUGAACAACUGGAUGAAUGGAAUGUCGCGACGGCUUUGAUGUCCAUUGAUGAAAACCAUCCAGCACAUCCUCAUCAUUGGCCUGCAUGGAAGAAAUGGUUUGCUGCCAUAAUUUAUACACUCUUAGAAGUGUAUAUUAUUUGGUCAUCUACGGCAGUUAUAAAUUUUACGAGUUUCUUCCAAAAUGAAUGGCAUUGUAGUUCGCAGGCUUCCAAUCUUGUUCAAAGUCUUUUUAUUCUCGGAAAUGCAUGCGGACCAAUGGUUUUAGGUCCUAUGUCAGAUAUCCUUGGUCGGAAAUGGGUAUAUGUGAUUUCCUUGUUGUUCUAUAUAAUUUUUCAAAUUCCCCAAGCCUUGGCCUAUAAUCUCCCCAUGAUGGUCAUUAACAGUGCGAUUGCUGGAAUCUGUGGUAGUGCUGCAGUGGCAAAUGUAGCUAGUAGCAUGUGCGAUGUUUUCACAAAAGAAACCGUUGGUCUGGGUAUGGCAUUGUUUGUCUGGGGUGCAAAUGCCGGUGCUUCUAUUGGAUCACCAAUCGGUGAAGCAUUCGCUGAAAAAAAUUGGAGAUGGUUUUACUGGAUGAACAUGAUCGUCGGUGGUGUCUUGGUCAUCCUUUGUAUUUUUAUACCUGAAACUUUACCUGCAAGCAAUAUUUCUACCCUCGAAAAGGCAAAAUCAGCUGUAGCGCGUGCCAAGUUUGCAUUUACUAUGGCCGCUCGAAUUUUCAUUACAGAACCAAUUAUCUUAGCUUUAGGAUUGUAUAAUGGAUUUGCAUACGGUAUUAACUUUUUAUAUCUGGAUGGUCUAUUCCCUGUCUUCAAAAAUAACUAUAACAUGUCUUAUAUGCAUGCAAACGAAACCUUCCUCAACUUUUUAGUUGGUGUAACGAUUGUUGUUAUGAUGCAGCCCAUUCAAGAUUGGCUUUAUCGACGUGAUAAAAAAAGAAACGGCGGUGUUGAUCGUCCAGAAGCUCGAUUUUUGAUUUCUUUAGUUACUGUUUGGUUUUUCCCCCUUGGACUUUUUUGGUUUGCUUUUACUUCCAGCGGAAACAUUUCUUGGGUUUCUCCUUUAAUUGCUGGUGGAGUUAUUGCUGUCGGCGAUCCCCAGCUUUGGUUAGCUAUGUUAAACUAUGUUACAGAUUCAUAUCCUUCUGUGGCCGGAUCCGCUGUUGCUGCGUUUACCCUCCCUAGUUUUACCUUAGCUGCUGUCCUUGUUCACCUCGGUGCUAUAAUGUUUGAAAACAUGACCACAACAUGGGCAAUGGCUACCUUGGGUUUUAUCAGCCUUUCGCUUGUCUUGUUGAUUUAUAUCAUUUACUUUUUUGGUCAUAUCCUUCGCAAGCAUAGUCGUCUCGCUAUCACGCAAGAAGCUUUGGCAGAGAAAAAUGCAAAUCAUGUUGAAGUUUAA
This is a messenger RNA of Schizosaccharomyces cryophilus OY26, 1524 nucleotides long. Its product is annotated as membrane transporter. Gene Ontology annotation, cellular component: membrane. The transcript has 2 exons. The coding region runs from base 1 to 1524 and encodes 507 amino acids. NCBI's taxonomy places the organism in Eukaryota, Fungi, Ascomycota, Schizosaccharomycetes, Schizosaccharomycetales, Schizosaccharomycetaceae. Gene Ontology annotation, molecular function: transmembrane transporter activity. The record is from RefSeq and is a predicted model, not a curated record. Gene Ontology annotation, biological process: transmembrane transport.